Messenger RNA from Diorhabda carinulata, 1616 nucleotides. Its product is annotated as cytochrome P450 4C1-like. The transcript has 8 exons. NCBI's taxonomy places the organism in Eukaryota, Metazoa, Arthropoda, Insecta, Coleoptera, Chrysomelidae. The record is from RefSeq and is a predicted model, not a curated record. The coding region runs from base 107 to 1573 and encodes 488 amino acids. Gene Ontology annotation, molecular function: monooxygenase activity; iron ion binding; heme binding.
UGCCAUUGUAUGUAAAAACAAGAACAGCUGAUAGGAAAGUAAAUUAGAGAUAUGGCUUUCAAGUUAUCAGAACGUUAAAUACAUUCGUCGAUACGAGUCAAGUAAUAUGUUAUUUCUUUUCGGAGUGGUUAUAAUUUUGAUAAUACUUUUAAGAAUUGGGAAUGGAGGUGAUUCAUUUUGGAAACAUAUAAUGGCUAUACCAGGACCUAGAGGAUUACCAAUAAUAGGGACUGCAUAUUAUUUUGAUUCUUCGGAAGAAGUGUUCAAUAGGGAAAGGCGCUUGAUGAAGGAGUACUAUCCGAUAUACAAGAGAUAUGCAUUCAAUACCGCUCUUGUGAAUAUAAUACAACCGGACGAUAUACAUAUGGUACUAAGUAAUUCUAAACAAAACGGUAAAAGUAAAUUUUAUGAAUUGCUACAAGAUUGGAUUGGAUUGGGAAUUUUGACUAGUAAAGAUGAAAUGUGGCACAAGAGAAGAAAGCUGCUAACGCCAGCAUUUCACUUCAAAAUAUUAGAAAAAUUUUUAGAAACAUUUAAUAAGGAAACUGGAGAAUUGGUAGAUUACAUAAAGAAGGAAUGCCAUAGACCUUAUAUUGAUGUUGUGAAACCAGUAACAAAUUUUACUUUGAUGUCUAUUGGAGAAUCAUCUUUUGGAAAAGAUCUACGCAACGAACCAGAUUGUGAUCAAUAUUUACAAGCUGUUCAUGACUAUGGAGAACAUUUUAUUCAUCGAUUAAGUCGCCCUUGGCUAUUCGUACCUUUCUUAUACAAUUUAACUUCACUUAAAAAUGAACACGAUAAGACUUUGAAAAUAUUACAUAAUUUUUCUGAAAAGUUGAUAAAGGAGCGAGAAAAGAAUUAUCAAAACAAAAACUUAGACGAUAUUAACAAAAAACAUCUUAUUUUAUUGGAUCUCAUGCUAGAAGCAAAGUAUAAUGGGGCUCAGAUUGAUGAUGGAGGCAUUAAAGACGAAGUUAAUGGAUUCGUCUUUGGUGGCCAUGAUACAACUGGCGUUGGUCUCUGUCACUGUCUACUGCUUUUGGCCAACGAACCAAAUAUACAGGAAGAAAUUUAUCAAGAGAUCGUGUCGAUUUGUCAAAAUCCAAACAGUCCGACAUUAUCAAAUUUUGCAGACAUGAGAUUUUUAGAUAGAUGUGUAAAAGAAUGUUUGAGGAUAUUUCCUAGUAUUCCAGCUAUUUCUCGAUUACUAGGAGAGGAAAUAAAAACCAAAUCUGGAUUUACAAUACCAAAAGGUGCGAAUGUACGUAUAUUAAUAUUCGAUCUUCACCGGGACUCUAAUAUUUGGGAGCGUGCGGAAUCAUUCGAUCCAGACAGAUUUUUACCUGAAAAUGUUGCCAAAAGGCAUCCCUACUCUUACAUACCCUUCAGUGCCGGAAGUAGAAAUUGCAUAGGUCAAAAAUAUGCGACAAUAGAACUGAAAGCUGCGUUGUGUGGAAUUAUAAAGAACUUUAAAAUGAUAGCUAUCACCAAACCCGAUGAGAUGAGGCACAAAGCAGACAUUGUAUUGAGACCAGCAUGUGAAAUUCGAAUAAAAUUCGUACCCAGGAUGUGAACAAUAAAAAAAAUUUUUGUAACAAAAUAAAAACUUAAAAACA